Molecule: messenger RNA, 483 nt
Organism: Ostertagia ostertagi
Lineage: Eukaryota; Metazoa; Nematoda; Chromadorea; Rhabditida; Trichostrongylidae
Source: the annotation of a GenBank genome assembly
AUGGUAGGAUUGAGUACCUCUAAAUUUUUAUCUAUUUCAGUGCAUCUAGCUCCUUUGAAUUCAUGUUCGUACUUCACUGCUCCCAACCAGGUGAAACUGACAUGGGAUCGUCCAUUGCAUGUGAAUGGACAUAGCAAUUUCGGCGGUUACUAUGUGUACGUGGAAAAGCUGCUGAAUGGCGAGCCUGUGAAUCGACGCCGUUCCAAAUACGAUGUGAUCAAUGACCUUUCGAAACGUUACUGGGAGAUCGAUAAGUUAGAGCCGAAUACGGAAUACGCGUUCAGAAUAAAUGCGUUUAAUCGUAAUGGAGACGGCGAAUACACGGACGAAGCGAUAGUCACUUGGCCGGGAUCCGUUACGUAUAAUGUAUGGUAUAAAGCUGAAGGAGCCACAAAUCACAUGAAGAAGACCGUCAACGGUACAGCGAAUAGCGUCGAACUUACUGGACUGUGUACGGUUUAUAACGACAAUAGAAUUUGUUAA